Messenger RNA from Fundulus heteroclitus (mummichog), 3007 nucleotides. RefSeq names its product coiled-coil domain containing 106a (gene ccdc106a). The record is from RefSeq and is a predicted model, not a curated record. The transcript has 8 exons. Lineage: Eukaryota; Metazoa; Chordata; Actinopteri; Cyprinodontiformes; Fundulidae. Bases 270 to 1478 code for a protein of 402 amino acids. Gene Ontology annotation, cellular component: nucleoplasm.
CCGGUUCCAUUUUCAUUGGAUUGUCUUUCAGUAUGAACUAUUUCCUAAUAUAUGAAUGUGUAAGAGACACAAAUGCUUUUGUAAGCGUCUUCGCAACUUCAACCGCCACUCAGUAACCGGAAAUGACGUCUCCCUGUGUUUAGAAAAUAAGAGUCGCAAUUGUUAUUGUUAGCUUGUUAGCUAGCAGACGAACUGCUGAAAUGGAGAUAUGACUGAGUAAUAACGGCUUAUUACAUAUGCACCACUAAGUUAUAAGCAAACCUAAAGUGAUGGAGGACGGUAACAGGAAUAAUGCAGCUUCCACAUCCAAGAGCCAUGCAGGCUCUCUUCACCUGCAGACGCCCAAAAAUGAGGAUACUUAUGAAAUUGCCAUUCCCUUUGAGGAGAACAACUUUGAGCAGCAGGGAUUUUUCAACCAGAGCGACCAGAACUUUGAAGAACCGGCCUCGACCGCUGGCCCAUCUCCAGUCAGCAACUCGUACAUGGUGAUCACCAACCUGCGGACGCAGCUCCAGAUCUCUAUGGAGAAAAACUCGUGGCUGCAGAAACGAAUCGAGGACCUGGAGGAGGAGAGGGACUUCCUCCGGUGCCAGCUGGACCGCUUCAUCUUUUCCACGAAGAGCCAGGGACUAGAACAGGGCCAGAGUCAGUACAGUAACGGAUAUGAAUCAAGGCGAUUCAACUGGAGGGCAAGAAGAGAGGAAGACCGCCCCACAGAACCACAGAAGACCGACCCACAGCAUUUCCCUCAGCGUCAGUUUAUCCAGCGAAGGCCCGGUCCUCCCACUAUGUUGCCUUCCAAAAAUCACGUCUCCAGUCCGAUAUCCACGCAGCUCUCCACCAUGAACGCUUUGUUCAACGCAACACAAUCACAGGCCCUUUUACAAAGCCACAGUCAUAGCUCUCCAAGUGCAACAGCCGGUGGCGGCAACAGCAAAAACAACAACGCUGCAAGAUCAUCCUUGAAUGAACUGAGUGGACACAAUGGACCAGAUUCCCUCUCCCUGUUGGGAGAGGCUGAUGAGUUCUUGGAUCAGGAUGCCUUCAUCGAGGAGGAUGAAAUGAUCUCAGGGGAAGAUGUAAUGUCAGAGGCAAUUAACACCAACAGGCACCAGUUAAAGAGGAGGCGACUCUUCAGAGCUCCACGGGAGCGACAGAGAGUGAAAGACGCGGCAGGAGUGCUUUUUCGAUAUAAGAAGAUUCUUCUUACGUACCAGCGGCUCAAAAAUAUGUCCAAAGCCUUUCAAAUCCACGGUGUGGACCGCAACACCGUGGCCUCCACCACGCCCAUUGCCGAGCUGCUUCUCGUGGCCCCCGAGAAGGUGGCCGAGGUGGGAGAGUUCGACCCCUCCAAGGAGAAGCUGCUGGACUACGCCCGGCGCUGCUACAUCGCCCUGGACGAAGAGACGCUCAGCAGAGUGCAGGCGUUGAAGAAAAAUAACCUCCUGCUGCCCAUCUCGUACAGGUUCAGGCACUGAGGGGAGGAAGGAAGAUGAAGGGAGAAACUUUAAAACUGAUAGUGGAGGCAAAGUUAGGAGAGGCUCAGCUCCUCUUUAUGUAAACUGCGACUGAAACUUUAUUUAAUAGAAACUUUCCACAUGCUAUUUUUUUUUAACACGGUUUACGUGUAUUUUCAUUUGACAGAUCAUCUCCAAUAUGAUAAUGAUUAACGUCGGAUUAACGUCGAGACAUGGUUCUGCGUCUGCCCCCGUAUCAUUCUGACUUUAGAAAUAAGAAUGCGUAUUUCUACAAUCAUAGAGGACUAAUUACGAUGGAACUGAAAUCGUUUAGUUUGGUCUGUGUUUUACAAAGGCGGAUCUGUUUUGAGGACAGGCCUAAAUAUCAAAUAUUUACAUCGCUUUGUUUGUAUGUAGCUUUGACACCAUUCCUAUAAGUGUACAAACUUCAGUGUUGUUUUUUUUUAUGUGAAGUUAUAAUUAACUUUUUUGGUACACGUAGAACAAACUGUACCCAUUCCAGGAUGUUUAUGUCACUCAUUUUGUUAUUUUACUGCGGUGACAUUUAUCAUAAUUUCUUUAAGCUCCUCUUGUAAGAAACACUCCAUAUUUAAUUCCAGUUCUACAUAUUUAAAGACGAGGAGAAGCGAGGAAAAACAAUCAUUGAAUGAAUGACCAUUGGAAAGAUAUGUAGGUAAGGCCAGAUUUAUUGUUGCACGGGAUACCUUAUGUCAGGCAAGAGAUCACAGCUUUUAACUUUAAAACUAAUUUAGUCUGAGAAAUGUUGGUAAUUUAUGUUAAUUCAUACUAUUAGGAACACCAGUUGCACCUCUGCCAAGUUUCCAUGUUGCGUUACUCUGUUGUUUCUUCAAAGGAUGCCAGUUUUUGUAUAUGACUAAGUUACCGUUAUGUUAUGCUACUAAGUUACCGUAAAUCUAACCUCUUACGCUUCUGAUAGCAGGACUCUUGUAAUUUAUUGUAAAAAUAGCACAUUUUCCACUACCUAACACUAUAAUGGCUUUUUGUAAUGCUGUAGCUUAUGAUUCCUCGUGAAAGAUUUGUGGAAACCGUUAAAGAUCAUCAGCAACAGCAGCUCAAAGAGGACACAUGCGACACAACACACAUGUGGUCUGUGAUACUUCUUCUCCCUGACUUUCAGAGAAACUAAUUGUAAUGUAAUAUGUAAAAUGCAUUUAUUAUGUCGGCGAAGGCAUAUCUUUGGGAUUUUGUUCUACGGUAGAAUAAUUGUGUCAAACUAAAACUAUGUUUAGUCCCUGAUUAAACAGCUCAAGAGCCAUAUAGGAACUACAAAGCAAAGGGCCAUUCCUGCCAGUUCACAGGGUUUUAAGACAUUUUCGCCUGAAAAAGUUUCUUGUAUCAACUUAUUUCACGGCACGAGUGAAAUGGCAGCGAAACAUUUGAAUUCAUACACAAACAAAACAUUUUAUUUUCUGUACAUAUCAAGAACAAACCUCACUAAUGAGUGCCGAUGAUUGAUGAACAGAUACCGUUAAUAGAAGUGCAAUAAAAUAUUUGAUUUUUUUCCCCGA